Angiostrongylus costaricensis is the source of this 204-nucleotide messenger RNA. Lineage: Eukaryota; Metazoa; Nematoda; Chromadorea; Rhabditida; Metastrongylidae. The record is from the annotation of a GenBank genome assembly.
AUGACAAGCAGACGAUUGACAGCGCAGUCAAGCCGUGCAGGACUUCGCUGUUUGCUUGCUGGUGUGCUACUAUGCGAUGUGGUGGCAGGCAACGAGAAGUACCUUCUCUAUCAUGCACAGCCGAACGAUGCACGAGGAAUGCACGAACUGCGGAAAUUGCAGAUGCUAGACCACAAAUAUCAGGUGACACCACUCCACGUUUGA